ACCAACUCUCUGGUCUCCACUGCAGGACCAGCCGACAAGGAACUAGUAAGGCACUACCAUUUUCAUUUCUUUUUCCCUUUAAAUAAUAGUGAAUGAAGACAUAGAUUCCGUUCUCCAUUGGCAUCUAAAUCCGACCCUGUUUUCCUACUAUAUUCUCAAUAACUCAAUCCUUAACAGUACCUUCAAACUCAAAAAAAGGAGUCUUUAAACCGUUCAAAAGUUUACUUGCACUGCACAUAGAGGUACACUUUGCAGGUCAGUGUAGCAACUUUCCUCUCCUCUUGCAAAAUAUGAAGCUUAUUUUGAUACUCCUUUUGCCGUUAAAUGUAUCAAUUCUCUUUGUUUCUGCAUUAAACUCUGAUGGGUUGGCUUUAUUAUCUCUAAUGAAGCGCUGGACAUCUGUGCCUUCUUCAAUAACCACUAAUUGGAGUUUCUCUGAUGCCACUCCUUGUUCAUGGGUAGGGAUUGAAUGUAACAAUAAUACCCACGAUGUAAUUUAUUUAACUCUUUCUGGUUAUUCUAUUUCUGGUCAAUUGGGACCUGAAAUUGCAAAUUUGACCCAUUUGCAAAUCCUUGAUUUGAGCAAUAAUAGUUUCUUUGGUGCGAUUCCAUCACAGCUAAGUAAUUGCUCUCUGCUCGAAAGUUUAGAUCUUUCUCAAAAUUUCUUUACUAAAGAAAUACCUUAUAGCUUGCAAAACCUGCAGAAUUUAAAGAUAUUGAGUCUUUAUAGUAAUUCACUAAAUGGAGAAAUUCCUGAAUGGGUUUUUCAAGUUCAUGGUUUAGAGAAAUUAUUCUUGGAUUCAAACAGUUUUAAUGGUUCAAUUCCUCAUAAUGUUGGGAAUUUGAGCGAGGUUUCUGAAAUAUGGCUAACAAGCAAUCAAUUAGUAGGUAAUAUUCCUGAUUCAAUAGGGAAUUGUAGUAAAUUGAAACGACUUUUUUUGGGUGAGAAUAAAUUGGUUGGACUUUUGCCUCAGAGUCUGAAUAUUCUCGAUAAUCUUGAAUAUUUAUAUGUCAACGACAACGGUCUUGCGGGUGAUAUUAGUUUUGGUUCGGGCAAUUGCAUGAAUUUAAAAAUUCUAUAUUUGUCAUACAAUAGCUUUAGUGGAGGUCUUCCACCAGGUCUGGGCAACUGUAGUAGCUUAGAACAGUUGAUCAUUGGAGGUAACAAAUUAAUAACGGGCAAUAUCCCUUCUUCUUAUGGCUUGCUGGGUAAUCUUUCAAUGCUUUACCUUUUUGAGAAUAGUUUGUCUGGGAAAAUCCCACCUGAACUUGGGAAGUGUGAGAAAUUGAAAAAAUUGAAGUUAUAUACUAACCAACUUGAGGGGGAAAUUCCAAGUGAAUUGGGAAUGUUGAGUGAACUGACGAAUCUUGAAUUGUAUGAGAACCGAUUGACCGGUGAGAUUCCAAUUAGUAUCUGGAAAAUUCAAAGCCUGGAACAUGUACUUUUGUAUAUGAACAAUAUUUCAGGUGAAUUACCCUUGGAGUUGACACAACUCAAGCAUCUAAAUGGCCUCAUGUUGUAUAAUAACCGGUUCUUUGGAGUCAUACCUCAAAGUUUAGGAGUUAACAGUAGCUUAGAGGUACUGGAUUUGAUGUAUAACCAGUUUACUGGCACAAUUCCACCAAACCUUUGCUUUAGGAAGCAUUUAAGAGUUUUGAAUUUAGGUUAUAACAACUUUCAAGGGAGCAUACCAGUUGAUGUGGGAAGUUGCCCAACUCUCUGGAGACUGCAACUUAACCAUAAUAACCUCUCAGGGGUUAUUCCAGAAUUUCCCGAAAAUCUGAACCUUGCAUACAUGAAUAUCAGUGGCAACAGCAUCACUGGAAAAAUUCCAUCAAACCUGGGGAACUGCACUAAUCUCACUUUCAUUGAUUUGUCCAUGAAUAAGCUUACUGGUUUUAUUCCUUCAGAGCUUGGUAAUCUUGCAAACCUUACAGAAAUGUUUCUGGCACAUAACCGUUUACAAGGUUGUUUCCCUUCUCAGUUAUCGACCUGGAAGAAAUUAGACGUGUUUGAUGUUGGUUUCAACUCAUUGAACUGUUCAAUUCCAUCAAGUUUGGGGAAUUGGACUAGUUUAUCGACUUUAAUUUUAGAAGAAAAUCAAUUUACUGGUGGCAUUCCACCAUUUCUUAAAGAACUUAAAAGGCUCAGUCUUUUAAGUAUGGGUGGAAACAUGUUGGCAGGGGAGAUUCCUUCUUGGAUUGGAGAACUGAAGAAUCUGCAAUAUGGUUUGAAUCUUAGAAAUAAUGGAUUGAUUGGUAAUAUUCCUUCAUCACUUGGGGAUUUGACCAACCUACAAAGUCUUGAUAUCUCUAGCAACAACCUGACAGGAAGUUUAGAUGCUCUUAAUAGUAUGCAGUCACUAAUGGAAGUUAAUAUUUCUUAUAACCGCUUCACUGGUCCAAUACCAGAAAAACUGAUGAAAUUAGUGAAUGCCUCAUUUUUGGGCAAUCCUGGCCUGUGUGUCAACUGUGCUAUGUCAAAUGGAUUGAAUUGCAAGGGAAAUGGAAAUUUCAGAGUUUGUGAUGGUAUUUCCAAAAAUGGGAAAAUCCUUAGUAAAACAGAAAUUGCGAUGAUCUCCCUUGGAUCAUCACUAGGUGUUGUUCUGCUUCUGGGAUUAGCUUUUAUGUUUCUACUUUGCAGAAGAAGAAAGCAGCAGGAAUUUUGCAAGUCUACGCAAGAGGAUGAUGAUGACCCUCUACUGAACCGAAUAAUGCGGGCAACUCGUAAUCUAAAUGAAAGCUUUAUUGUUGGAAAGGGAGCUCAUGGAGCUGUUUUUAAAGCAGAAUUAGGUCCAUCCAAUGUUUUUGCAGUGAAGAAGCUUGAAUUUGCAGAAGACAAAGAUGGAAGUCGAAGCAUGGUUAGAGAGAUUCAAAUUAUUGAGAAAAUCAGGCAUCGGAACUUGGUCAAAGUUGAAAACUUUUGGUUUAGAAAGGACUAUGGAUUAAUCUUGUACAAGUAUAUGGAAAAUGGGAGUCUUUAUGACGUUUUAUAUGCAAUGAAUCGGCCACAAAGGCUGGAAUGGAGGGAUCGAUAUAAAAUAGCCAUUGGAACUGCUCAUGGAUUGGCUUAUCUUCACUAUGAUUGUGAUCCACCCAUAUUGCAUAGAGACAUCAAACCACAGAAUAUACUAUUGGAUUCUGAAAUGGAACCUCAUAUCUCUGACUUUGGCAUUGCUAAGCUUCUUGAUCAUUCAACACCAUCCACCUCAAUUGCUGGUACAGUUGGAUAUAUUGCACCAGAAAAUGCAUUUAUGACAGCAUCGAGCAAGGAAUCUGAUGUAUAUAGUUAUGGCAUGAUUUUGCUCGAGUUAAUAACAAGAAAGAAGCCACUGGAUUCAUCAUUUGUGGAUGAAAUGGAUAUUGUUGGAUGGGUUAGGUCUGUUUGGAGUGAGACUCAAAAAAUCACCGCCAUUAUUGAUUCAAGCCUAAUAGAGGAAACUGUUGAUUCAAAUAUUGCAGAACAAAUUACUGGUGUGCUUUUACUUGCAUUGAGAUGUACUGAGAGGGAGCCGAGCAACCGACCGACAAUGAUAGAUGUUGUAAAGCAAUUGUCAGAUGUCGUUAUAGAAGCAAGAAAGCAUAGUUUAGCUUCCAAAGCUUUGUAGAACUUUCUGUCAAGAGCUAGAUCCAAUUUUGUAAAGCAAUUGUUAUAUGUGAAUACCCCUUGUAGAAGCAGAUAACAGCAUAGUUUAGCUUUCCAAGCUCUUUAGAUCUGAUAUUAUGUUUGCAUAUACCUAUGUAAUUCUGCUAUACAAUUUUAAUGUAUAGAAACCAUACUCAAUAAAAGAUAAAAUAUCAUUAAUAUAAUAAACAUUAU
Jatropha curcas is the source of this 3820-nucleotide messenger RNA. RefSeq lists its product as uncharacterized. Gene Ontology annotation, biological process: protein phosphorylation. NCBI's taxonomy places the organism in Eukaryota, Viridiplantae, Streptophyta, Magnoliopsida, Malpighiales, Euphorbiaceae. The record is from RefSeq and is a predicted model, not a curated record. Gene Ontology annotation, molecular function: receptor serine/threonine kinase binding; ATP binding; protein kinase activity.